CCGCUGGUGCUGCUGCAGGCGGACAGAACGGAGCAUCCCCUUUAAUGAGAAGAUGUGCCGUUAUUUACCGCAGAACAGCUGGGCGUUUGUGGUUCUUCUGGAACCACAAAUCAAACGUCAAGCUUGUUUGCUGCAGCUACAAAGCAGAAUGUAAAAUGUUCUGGUUCCGGUCCGUUUCUGGGUUAACCCACCUGAUUUUAAUGAAUUUAUUUUGGUUUAAUGUGAGAAUUUGGCACAGCAAAUUGUUGAAACUAAAGGAUGAACCAACCUGAGCGAGUGGCCAGGCUUACGGCCAGUACACUGCAAAAACUCUAAAUCAAACCAAGUAGUUUUGGACUAGUUUGUAGUGCAAAUUUAUGAACCUGUUCAGUCAGGAAUGUGUUCAGUCAGGAACCUGUUCAUCCAGGAAUCAGUUCAUUCAUGGAUCUGUUUAGUAAAGAAUAAGUCCUUUCGUGAAUCUGUUCAUUUGUGAAUCUGUUCAGUCGGGAAUCUGUUCAUUCAUGAAUCAGUUCAUGAAUGUGAAGGCUAAUUUUUCAGCUUUAGCUCACUGAAUCUCAAGAUUUUGUUUUGUUCUUUCCAUUUUUGAACAAAUACCCUUUGGGUUGUAUGCACCAGUUCUUUGAACAUCCUCUCAGUUCAGCCUCUAGGAGUUUGUUUUUAAUCCUUCCGGGUAAAAGUCAGCAGCAGGAAGUCUGGCUUUUAUAACUAAGCAGCCCUGAGAUGACUGUACUACCUUCCGGGUAGUCUCAACUUAUAUAUGUAUUUUUAAAUGCGCUAUCUGGCCACAGUUCCUCUUUUCUUUCAUAUGUGGGUCUGCUUGUGGUGUAAAGAAGGGACGGCGCUUCCAGAAUGUAACGGCGCUGCGCCGGCGGGCGGGGCUUAGCCGCCAGCAGCCAAUGAGAGGCCGGGAUGCCGCUGCGAAGCCCAGCUGAUAAAUGAGUCAAAGCGAGGGGGAGCAGCCUAAAAGGUCUCACUUGUUGCUGAGCAGUAGCAGAGAUCGUCAGCUGACCGCGGAGCUCCGAACCGCCUCGUCCCCAUUCAGAGCCUGGAACCGAACCGGGAGUCCGCCUGCCAGCCCCGCCGCGCUGCCGCCCCACAGGAAGUUUGAUGUCGGCGCCAGUCCAGUAUUCAUGGCCGAUCGGACGCAUCUGUCUCGUCUGUGGACUCUUCCUGGUCUCCUCCCCGCUCCUCUCUGCAGGCCGGCUGAACUGCUCUCACCCUCUGGUACCAGAACAUGGAGGUUUCCGCUGCGACCCGUCUCCAUGCCGCGGGUUUCCUUAUAAAACCGUCCUCCGGAUCUUCUGCGAGAACGGAUACCACCUGGGCAACAAGAAGCCCAGCUCCAGGUGCCACCGGGGGAAGUGGGCGCCGCCCAUCCCGUCCUGCAUCCCCAUGAAAGACGGGCCCAGCAUGAAGCCCGACGGCGACAUGCCCAGCAUGGCCACCACCGCGGUGGGCGUGUCCAUCUUCCUGCUCACCACCACCGCCUGCCUGAUCGUCAAGUCCCGCCUCUACCCCUGCCGAUCGCACAGCCGUCGCUCCUCGGACCAGCUGGACCUGAUGGUGGACGGCCUUUCCGUCUCUCUCCCGUCCUACGAAGAGGCGGUGUACGGCAGCUGGGGGCAGCGCAUCCCUCCCUGCUCCGCCCCGGGACCGACCCAGCUCCUGCUGGCCCAGGAGGAACCCGGCUUCUGCCCGUCGCCUCCAACCGACCAGCCGGACGGCAGCCACCAGCCCCUGCUGUCCAUCCAAAGCCCGGAGAACCCCCCUCCGCCCUACGAAGAGGUCCAGUCGUCCCGUUCCAGAGAGCUGCAGAACGACGGGAACAUCUGCCAUCUAUCGGACGAUAAGGACACUUGAUCGCUGAGGAGCUCCUAUGGAGACGCGAUUGUGACAGCUGGUAAUCUUCAGUGUCUCAUCUGACGAAGAUGAAGGAGGAGCAGCUGAUUCCUCCACCACCUGCACUUUUCCUGAUUGGCUGCAGCUGCGCGGCAUCAGAUCAAAAAUGAUUUUUAUACAAAGCUGACGAAAUCUGAUCGGCCAGCCGUCGGCGCACAGAACGCCGGACUCGUGUAUUUUGAGGUGCAUGAGUCAAUAACAUACUUCUGUUAUUGAUCAUAUCACUUACACAUGUUCAAAAAAUGCUGACUUAGAAGAAAAAAUCCCCGCUGUUGUGUGGCGCCCCUACAGCGGCGCCCAGUGCGUCGACGGAGCUGGCUGAGGACUGAAGAGUUUUUCUAAAUUAAAUGUUGAUUGUAUUGAGUGUGUGUGUUAUGAAUGUAAGCCUCCUGGCCGGUUUCUAAGCUGUUAAACAUUAAUUUAUGUAAAUGUUUUUUGAGGUUUUGCCGUGUUUUCAGUUCUGGAGACGUCGUUUUUCCCUCCCCUCAGUGAUGGGGCUGUGUUACAGGAACGUUUCCCGUUUCCAUGGCGAUCGACUCUACGCCAUUCCUGUCUGAGAACUUUGCACGUCUUCAGGCGCAACCUGACGGUGGUGCGCAGAGUUAUUAAAGUAAUUUAAGCGUUUUAUUAAUUGUACAUAAAAUAAAUAUAUUUGAUGAGAUGAGAACAAUCAAAUUGGUUUCUGUUGUAAUCAGUGGAGAGCGGAAUGUAAAUAUCUAUAUUUUUAAUAUAACAUUUAAAUCUACUAUCUAAGAUUAAUUUUCUUUAAAUCAAACAGACUAAUGGACGUUUUAUGUUUUGCUCUUUAUUUCUUAACCUGCAAAAAAAAAAAAAUUUUUUAAAUCUUUAAAUGACCUAAAAGCUUCGGACACUUUCCUGUUUUUAUUUCUGCAGGGACGCCUUCACAGACCUUGAAUGUAUUUAAUGUUUGAUUUGCUGUACUUGUUAAAAGGAUUGUAAUACUUGCAGAUGACUAUUUGUACAUUGUGUUAUUGCACAGAAUGCUAAUGUAAUAAAUAAAUGGUUCAGGUGUUUA
Molecule: messenger RNA, 2935 nt
Organism: Xiphophorus couchianus (Monterrey platyfish)
Lineage: Eukaryota; Metazoa; Chordata; Actinopteri; Cyprinodontiformes; Poeciliidae
Product: sushi domain-containing protein 6
Exons: 5
Coding region: 1108-1860 (250 amino acids)
Biological process (GO): DNA damage response
Source: RefSeq, a predicted model, not a curated record